Messenger RNA from Sander lucioperca (pikeperch), 5993 nucleotides. It is a transcript of the gene pde10a, whose product is annotated as phosphodiesterase 10A. NCBI's taxonomy places the organism in Eukaryota, Metazoa, Chordata, Actinopteri, Perciformes, Percidae. The transcript is spliced from 22 exons. The coding region runs from base 1081 to 3477 and encodes 798 amino acids. Gene Ontology annotation, molecular function: protein binding; 3',5'-cGMP-stimulated cyclic-nucleotide phosphodiesterase activity. Gene Ontology annotation, biological process: negative regulation of receptor guanylyl cyclase signaling pathway; signal transduction. The record is from RefSeq and is a predicted model, not a curated record.
AGCAUACGCGCAACACCACGAUUCUCUUGCUGCCUUUAUUCAAUGCUUAUUCUCAAGUUUCUCUGUGGCUCCAUCACACUGAUGUGAAAGCAAACCCGUUCGCCCAAGACUGGUGAUCAUAACACAAUGCGUGUUUGCUCGAUUUAUGUUACUCUGGCACAUGGAUUAGGAGGUUUUGCGCAAGAAGCGUCACAGACCAAUGUGUUUUCUACUCGUCGCUGGACUGGUGUUGUAAAAGAGAAGGUAUCGUACGGUGCGCUUCCAACACACCACUUCUGUAGAACAGUGUCUCCAAUUUUUUGCCUGGGAGGAAUCCUCUCCUCCUUCCCAGAUGUUGCCGGAGAGCAUUUUCUACCCGCAAUUUAAUGCGCAGCUCAAAUGUUGCCCAGAGGGGCACGCGCUUUGGCGUACUUUAGCGGGCAGACCACGUCCGGAUAAUCUCAGUUUACAUUGGCCUAUACUCUUCAAGAUACCCGAGAGUUCCCGUUGUAUCGGCUGUACGUCAUCCAUGCCUGAUUAGACUUGUCUGACGUCGUUGAGCACCAUUCAAGUAAAGCAUGCACCUCAUACAACGUUGAAAACCUUAAUUGAUAUGAAAAAAACUGAAAACAUCCAGUGUGACGAAAACCACUACCUUAAAACACGGAUCAACAAGUUACCUCCAACUUCCAUCUAAACACGAAACGAGGUUAAAUCAUAAUCCGAGACGCACGUGAUCGGCAAAUCACUUGAGCUGCAAAUAUUUCUCAUCUGUCAAGAGAAAUACGCUCCAGACUGUCCGUGGAGACACAUCUUGUCCGAUUACGGCGGGAAACAGGAGCUGACCGGCUCCAUGCCUCGCUGCGUCUGUCGGUGCUCGGCUGGCCACCACAUGGUAACUUCGCUCACACAGCACGCUGGAAAGAGGAUACAUAGAGAAGGGAUCUGAAUGAAUGGGACUGAGAUUUAUUCGCAUUUCUCUUCUCGCCUCCCCCAGACUGUUGCAUGUGUUGUAUAUCCUGCCGGUUGAAGUCGUCUCACGUUAUCAGCAGAUAUCGAGUCAGCGGUGGAUAGAUCCAUCACUGGAAUAGGGAGCAGCAAAUGUCGAAGAAACGGAAAAGUCCUGACGACCAGGACUUUGAGGAAUCUCCGCCUGCAGGAUGCAGCGACCAAGGCUUGACAGAUGAGAAAGUGAAGGCCUACCUCUCGCUGCACCCACAGAUGCUGGACGACUUUGUGUUGGAGAGUGUGAGCGCAGAGACGUUGGACAGAUGGCUGAAGAGGAAGACCAGCAGCAGGCCUGCAGAUGACACAUCAGCUAAAAACGUCAGCAGGUACCAGGACACAAAUAUGCAGGGUGUGGUGUACGAACUCAACAGCUACAUGGAGCAGCGCCUGGACACUGGAGGAGACAACAAACUCCUGCUCUAUGAGUUGUGCAACAUCAUUAAAACAGCAACAAAAGCAGAUGGAUUCGCACUUUACUUCUUGGGAGAAUGCAACAAUAGUUUAUGUAUGUUCACUCCAACGGGUGCCAAGGAUGGCCCUCCAAGCCUCAUCCCCUCCGGCCCCAUCGCAUUUGGGACGACCAUUGCCGCUCAUGUUGCCAAGACUCACAAAACACUGCUAGUAGAGGACAUCAUGGGGGACGAGCGCUUCCCCGACGGCACAGGGCAGGACUCAGGGAUCCAUGUUCACUCUGUCCUGUGCCUCCCCAUCAUCACUGCCAUCGGGGACCUCAUUGCCAUCCUGGAGCUGCAACGGCAGUGGGGCAAGGAGCCCUUCAACCUCAGCCACCAGGAGGUUGCAACAGCUAAUUUAGCGUGGGCAUCAGUUGCCAUUCAUCAAGUACAGGUGUGCAGAGGCCUCGCCAAACAGACUGAGCUCAAUGACUUUCUACUAGAUGUGUCAAAAACAUACUUUGAUAACAUUGUGGCAAUAGAUUCUCUACUUGAACAUAUUAUGAUAUAUGCAAAAAACCUGGUGAAUGCGGACAGGUGCGCACUCUUCCAGGUAGAUCACAACAACAAAGAACUGUACUCUGACCUGUUCGAUAUUGGGGAAGAGAAAGAAGGCAAACCUGUCUUUAGGAAAACCAAAGAAAUUAGGUUUUCUAUAGAGAAGGGAAUAGCUGGUCAAGUGGCUCAGACAGGGGAAGUCUUAAAUAUCCCAGAUGCCUAUGCAGACCCCCGGUUCAACCGAGAGGUGGACCUCAAAACUGGCUACACCACGCGGAACAUCCUGUGCAUGCCCAUCGUGAGCAGGGGGACCGUUAUAGGUGUGGUACAGAUGGUGAACAAGCUAAGCGGAAGUGCCUUCACUAAAACAGAUGAGAACAACUUUAAGAUGUUUGCUGUCUUUUGUGCUCUGGCCUUACACUGUGCAAAUAUGUACCACAGGAUCCGGCACUCUGAAUGCAUUUACAGAGUGACGAUGGAAAAGCUGUCUUAUCACAGCAUCUGCACAUCUGAAGAAUGGAAGACCCUCACCCAGCUCAACCUCCCUACACCCAUUUAUAAAGAGAUCGAAAUGUUUCACUUUGACAUCAGCCCCUUUGAGGAGAUCUGGCCUGCUGUCUUUAUCUACAUGGUUCAUAACUCCUGUGGAAAGACCAGCUUUGAGCUGGAGAAGCUGUGUCGGUUCACCAUGUCUGUACGGAAGAACUACCGGCGUGUGCCCUACCACAACUGGAAGCAUGCAGUGACGGUGGCCCACUGUAUGUACGUCAUCCUACAGAAAACCUCUGGGAUGUUCACAGAGCUAGAGAAGAAAGGUCUGUUGAUCGCCUGCCUGUGCCAUGAUCUGGACCAUCGGGGGUACAGCAACUCAUACUUGCAGAAGUUUGACCAUCCGCUGGCUGCUCUGUACUCCACCUCCACCAUGGAGCAACACCACUUCUCUCAGACCGUCUCCAUCCUACAGCUGGAAGGGCACAAUAUUUUCUCCAACCUGAAUUCCAGCGAGUACGAGCAGGUGUUGGAGAUCAUCCGGAAGGCCAUCAUCGCCACAGACCUCGCCCUGUACUUCAACAACCACCAGCAGCUGACGGAGCUGCUGACCUCGAGUGUGCUGGACUUGAACAACCACUCACACAGGUCAGGUCACGACACGCACCGGGACCGUGUGAUUGGUCUGAUGAUGACAGCAUGUGACCUGUGUUCUGUUACCAAGCAAUGGCAAAUCACACGACUCACAGCCAACGACAUCUAUGCUGAGUUCUGGGCUGAGGGAGAUGAGAUGAAGAAGAUUGGGUUGCAGCCGAUCCCUAUGUUGGACAGAGACAAGAAGGACGAGGUUCCCCAGGGCCAAGUGGGAUUCUACAAUGCUGUUGCAGUUCCAUGUUACACGACACUAGCGGAGCUUUUCCCUCCAUCCAGUCCUCUUCUAAGAGCCUGCAAGGAAAACCUGUGCCAGUGGGAGAAGAUAUCGCGGGGAGAAGUGCAGGACGUAGUGCCCAACCGGCCUUGUGAUUCAGGUCCUGUCAAGGUGGACAACUGACUACCAAAGGGGUUGCUGGCCCACCAAAGGAAUACAACUAGAAUCCUGCCACGGACCUGGAACUUUGUCAAGGGGAAGAAGAACCCACAUCCUGUGUUAGCAGGAGACGGAUCAGCUAAAGGCGACUUGAUUUUGAAAACACACAGUUACCUCAUUGGGUGACAGAGGUGUAAACACUGACGGUUUCACCCAGAGACUGACAGACAGCUGAUGGGGAGGGACUUCAACCCGUCACUCUACAUCCACUCAGCUUGGGAACUCAUUUGGUAGAAUGGACUUGUGGCGUUUUUGUUGUUUUCUUUUGGCUGUUAUGUUAUUUUUUCUUUUUUUAUAUGAGCUGAUUCUUUUACGGUCUUGUAUUUGCAGAGGCCUUACUCUGAACCUUUCACAGACAGACAUACGUGAAAUCUUGUUGUUGGUUCAGGCUUUUUUUCUUCUUCUUUUUUUUUAAAUGGUACUGUUUGCCUUCUGUGGUAGGUUUAUCGUACGCGCACUACUCAGCAAGGUAUUUCCAGAGACAGAAGGAAUGUGUAGAGCAGAUGUAUGGUUUAAUGCCACCUUAUUGAGAAGGUGGACGUCGGAAUGUUAUUUUUUCAGCAAAAAUCCUUUGCAGUACUUGAAUAAAGACAUACAGCCUAUUCUAUGUGGAGAAAUCGCCCCGUCAGCAUAUUCUACAAAACGUGGAUGAACUGUGACGAGAGGAGUUUUAGCUAAUGUCUACACUUGUGAACGCAGUCACAAGUGAGUCACAAUGUUUCUCCCUGAAGUGGACCCUACAGCACUGCCCCUCCUGGUAUUUUGGAACCUGCUGCAUAGUACAUCUACUUUUUUUUUUUUGGAUUAUCAGGAUCUGACCCCAGGCCAGCACUAAUAAUAAUGUGUGUAGGACAGAGUUCACAAGAUAAAGACGAUGCACAAAUAGCAUCAGUUUUAGUAAGCCUGCGUUCUAUUGAAUUUUCACUGUCAUAACAUUAUUCACGCCACUAUCACAUCAUGAAUUAUUUUACACAAAAAUCUGAUUUCUCCUCAUUAAUCAGUAAUCAUUUCUAGAACCAUUAAUAAAACAGUAAAGAGGAAAGUAAAAAAAAAAAGAGGAUACUGCUCAAGUUGGUUAAGUGUCCCAGCGGAUUUUAAAGAUUUCUUUGUUUGAAGUAACACAACAAACUUUUUACAUGUUGACUAGUUUAUUACUCUAGCACCCUGAUUUAUAACACCUGGUUAAGACGUGCUGAAUUAUUGAGGUAUAAAUUAAAUCAAUAGUGAAGGGCGGGAUUAGUCGUCAACUAUACAGUCUGUUUUUGACGUAGACGGGUGUCCUUGCAGGUUCAAAGCCGUAGCGUGAAACGUUCAUGACACUGAACACGUUUUGCUGUUGAUGCAGGUACAGCAGCUCAAAAGGAGUCUCAACAAAUCGUCAGCUUCAUAUUUUCCCACAAUGUCAAACCUGUUAAGAGCAUCAUAUGUCUAUCUCUGGGAUUCAAGAAUGCUUGCUUGACUUUCUGCAGGUGUGUGACAGAAGUUCCCCUCAUAUCCAUGGCCUGUCGAAGGAAACAAAUCCUCCUCCUUUACGCUUACUCUCCAACGUCAUGCAAUGGGGCACAUUUGGACUCUUUCAAAAUGAGUUUCCAAGAUCUUCCAAAAGACAAUUUUUGUUGUCUGAAACUGUCAUUCCAGUGGACAUUGUCCCUCCAAGACUGAAAUUACCGCUCAAAUAAUUUGUUUUACAACUGGUACUGUGGCCCCCGCAUGGUGUGAAUGUACAUUUUGAUGAAUGUUUUGUUGGUUGCAGAUCCUCGGUGGUGGCAUGUGGGUCAGUGCGCCAUCAGUUUCCAUGAUGUGCUCUGUCUUUACUUUUCAGAAUUGCUUCCAGUAAGCUUCAACCAAGAGGAGCAAAAAUUAGCAUGCACCUGAACGGAGGUUUUUAUAUAAUUUUGCAUAUACGGUAAUGGGUGUAUACUGAGUGCAAUCUAAGAAUUUUGCAUACAGACUGAGAUGUAUGCUCUGAUGGCGCUAAACUGAAUGGCGGUUGUGCACUUUCAGACUGUGUGUGUGUGUGUGUGUGUAUGUAUGAGUGUGUCUGUGUGAGUGUAAGAGAGAGAGAAAGCUUUUGACUGUCUCUUUACCCACUCCAACCCCACCUGAGAACAUGGUUAAGUCCAUAACACUGCACUGUCCCUUCUACUUUUCAGCACCAGUUAUACACCAUUGUCUGCACUAUGUUUAGCUUAUGAUCUUUAUCAUUAUUAUUAUUAUUAUUAUUAUUAUUAUUGAUGAUUCUUAUUAUUAUUGCUAUUAUUACUAUUGUUAUUUUCUUAAUUAGAGUUAAAUUUAAAUUAACUUAUAUUUUUUAUACAAAGAAAAAUAAUGUUGGCCUUUUUGUUUUGUACAAAGUAAACAUUCAAAUAAACAAAACGGUCUAGACAUGUUACUGUUACCCAGAAUAAUUGCGGAAUGUCUCAACUGUAAAUGUAAGAGCAGUAGCCCAAAUGACUUUUAUUAAAUACCUGAAAAAUGCA